AUGAAUUUUAAAGGUGAAGAAUCUACUGAGACUUGUUACAAUAUUCGGUUUUUGUGCGAUUCUGAAACACCUCCAAUUUUUGGUGCCAAGUAUUUUUUUCAAUUAGAGGGUGUUGUUGACUGUGCCGAGUUCUUGGUUCAUUUUCCAACUCUCGUCAAACUCUGUCGGAAGCAUGGUUUAAAGCUUGAAAAAGUCAACACUUUCGCAGAGUAUUUUAAGGCAUCUUUCGAAAAAGGAGCAAAUCUUUUAGAAAAAACAAAAGGUCUUCAAACGGUUUAUUAUGAAAGAGGUUCAAAACUCGAAAGCAAUUUCGAGCACAUCGAUAAUGUGGCGAAUGAAACAGAGAACUUCUCCGAUACUUAUGGAACUCUAUCCAAACCAGAAUGGGAAGUAGCAACUUUAUAUAUUGUGUGCGCCUUCAAGAAGUGUCCAAAUACUUGGGAUAGUGAAAUGAGUCCAAUAUAUGACUUUGAUUGUUAGUAUAAAUUAACAAGAAUGAAAUUUUAUGAAAUUAUCGUCUGAUGUUUAUUUUUUAUAGCAUUUGUUUUAUACAAAG
Eupeodes corollae is the source of this 556-nucleotide messenger RNA. RefSeq names its product mRNA cap guanine-N7 methyltransferase-like. The transcript has 4 exons. NCBI's taxonomy places the organism in Eukaryota, Metazoa, Arthropoda, Insecta, Diptera, Syrphidae. Gene Ontology annotation, cellular component: nucleus. Gene Ontology annotation, molecular function: mRNA 5'-cap (guanine-N7-)-methyltransferase activity. Bases 1 to 480 code for a protein of 159 amino acids. The record is from RefSeq and is a predicted model, not a curated record. Gene Ontology annotation, biological process: 7-methylguanosine mRNA capping.